GCUUGGCAUCGUUACAAAAGCAUUAGUCCCUUUCUCUCUCUCUCACUCUCUCUCUCUUAGUCAUCAUCUAUAACACCCUUUACUCACUACUAGUGCUACUAGCCUUUGCCUCUUUGCUUAUUGCCACCACUACUACCCCAUGUUUUCUCAUUGCAUUCAUCUCUUUUUGUUGUCUUAUAUAUAAAAUAAAAAUCCAACCUUGUUGAACAUUAACUCAUGUCACACACCAAUAUGAUACCUCAGUCUCUUUUUCUAUCAGGGUUUUCUUUUAUUAUUAUUUGUUUUGGUUGAUGGUUACCACUCUUAUCUUUAUUUAUAGAACCCGGUUCUUGUUUCCUGCAUCCUUGUUGCUAUCACUAUAUAUAUGCUGAUACACUGGUUUUAGUGACCAAAGGUUGAGACUUUGACAAUGUCUUCUUCUGGUUAUGCCACAAGCAGUGCUUUGUUUUUUCUGUUUCUCGCUGUGCUGGUUGCAAAAGUUAGCUUUUGUUUUUCCACCAAGGUUUAUGUAGUGUACAUGGGAAGCAAAAGUGGGGAACACCCAGAUGAUAUUCUGAAGGAAAAUCAUCAAAUGCUUGCUUCUGUUCACAGUGGAAGCAUUGAACAAGCUCAAGCAUCUCAUGUUUAUAGCUAUAAACAUGCUUUUAGAGGCUUUGCAGCCAAGCUCAGUGAUGAACAGGCUUCCCAAAUUUCUAAAAUGCCAGGAGUGGUUUCUGUUUUUCCCAAUUCUAAGAGAAAGCUGCACACAACUCAUUCAUGGGAUUUCAUGGGACUUUUGGAUGACCAAACCAUGGAGACUCUUGGUUACUCCAUCAGAAACCAAGAAAACAUCAUCAUUGGUUUCAUUGAUACUGGAAUUUGGCCAGAAUCCCCAAGCUUCAGUGACACCGACAUGCCUGCAGUGCCACCUGGCUGGAAGGGCAAAUGUCAACAAGGAGAGGCAUUCAAUGCCUCAUCUUGCAACAGGAAAGUGAUUGGAGCUAGAUACUACAUGAGUGGAUAUGAGGCUGAGGAAGAGUCAGAUGCAAAAAUCUCCUUCAGAUCUGCAAGGGACAGCACUGGCCAUGGAAGCCACACAGCCUCUAUAGCUGCAGGGAGGUAUGUGGCAAACAUGAAUUACAAGGGUCUGGCUGGUGGAGGAGCAAGAGGAGGUGCACCAUUGGCCAGAAUUGCUGUGUACAAGACAUGUUGGGACUCAGGUUGCUAUGAUGUGGACUUGUUGGCUGCUUUUGAUGAUGCCAUAAGAGAUGGGGUUCACAUUUUGUCUCUAUCUCUGGGUGCUGAAUCACCCCAAGGAGACUAUUUCAGUGAUGCCAUUUCUGUGGGGUCAUUUCAUGCUGCUAGUCGUGGGGUGCUGGUCGUUGCAUCGGCUGGAAAUGAAGGGAGUGCUGCUUCUGCCACUAACCUUGCACCAUGGAUGCUCACUGUUGCUGCCAGCUCAACAGAUAGGGAUUUCACUUCAGAUGUCAUUUUGGGAAAUGGUGCUAAAAUCAUGGGUGAAAGUCUCAGUCUCUUUGAAAUGAAUGCCUCCACAAGGAUAAUUUCUGCUUCUGUAGCCAAUGGAGGAUACUUUACUCCUUAUCAAUCCAGUUACUGUUUGGAGAGUUCUCUGAAUAAAACAAAGAGCAAAGGCAAGGUUCUGGUGUGUAGACAUGUAGAGAGUUCAACGGAGUCAAAGGUGCAAAAGAGCAAGAUAGUGAAAAAUGCAGGUGGAGUUGGCAUGAUACUAAUUGAUGAGACAGAUCAAGAUGUUGCCAUCCCAUUUGUGAUCCCUUCAGCUAUUGUUGGAAAGAAAACAGGGGAACAGAUUCUAUCCUAUCUCAAGACUACACGUAAGCCAGUGUCAAGGAUAUUUGGAGCCAAGACAGUUCUAGGAGCACAUCCUGCACCACGUGUGGCAGCAUUUUCUUCUAAAGGCCCCAAUUCUUUAAACCCAGAAAUUCUGAAGCCUGAUGUCACAGCUCCAGGACUAAAUAUCCUUGCAGCAUGGUCUCCAGCAGCUGGAAAUAUGUUCAACAUUCUCUCAGGAACUUCUAUGGCUUGUCCUCAUGUAACCGGAAUAGCAACCUUAGUCAAAGCUGUCCAUCCUUCAUGGUCUCCAUCUGCUAUCAAAUCUGCCAUCAUGACCACUGCCACAAUUCUGGAUAAGCACCACAGACCCAUCAUUGCAGAUCCAGAACAAAGAUGGGCUAAUGCAUUUGAUUACGGAUCAGGGUUUGUGAACCCUGCUAGAGUUCUUGAUCCUGGUCUCAUCUAUGACUCAGAGCCAGCAGAUUUUGUUGCAUUCCUGUGUUCAGUGGGCUAUGAUCAGAGGUCACUCCAUCAAGUUACAAGAGACAACAGCACAUGUGACAGGGCAUUCAGUACAGCAUCUGACCUCAACUACCCUUCCAUUGCAGUGCCAAAUCUUAAAGACAACUUUUCAGUUUCUAGGAUUGUGACCAAUGUUGGCAAACCAAGAAAUGUUUAUAGAGCUGUAGUGUCUUCUCCACCUGGUGUUAAUAUCAGUGUUAUACCUAACAGGUUAAUCUUCACAAGAAUUGGGCAGAAAAUCAACUUCACUGUGAAUUUCAAAGUAACUGAUCCCUCAAAGGGGUAUGCAUUUGGGUUCUUGUCAUGGAGAAAUAGAAGAUCACAAGUCACUAGUCCUUUGGUUGUCCAAGUUGCACCUGGAAAAAAGGGGUUGGUCAGAUAGCAUUGCCUGUAAAUAUCUAAAUUAGCUAAAGAGCUUUGAGAAUCCUAGUCACUAGAACAACCAUUCAUAUUGAAAUCCUGAUGCAAACUAGAUGAUCAGUGCCAAAAUUGUAUUCAUUAUGUGCGUGGAGGAGCAACAACAGUUACCAAAAGUAAUAUCUAAAAGAGAUGGUAUAUUUAAAUUACUCUGAAAUUCAUUAUUUAUAAAUUGUUGCAACAUACUACUGGCGUAUACUUAUUUGAACUGAAAAUCCUGCAAAUAAGUCACAUCCACAUGUAGAUACCUGAGAUAAGCCAUGUUGCUCAUAUAUUUGUAAAGAAGUUGAAGCUCCAGUAGGUGGUAUUCUGGAAAUUCCGCAGUAAAUAGUUUGUGGGCAUUUCUACACUUUGUCUCUA
This is a messenger RNA of Cajanus cajan (pigeon pea), 3090 nucleotides long. Its product is annotated as subtilisin-like serine-protease S. Gene Ontology annotation, biological process: proteolysis. NCBI's taxonomy places the organism in Eukaryota, Viridiplantae, Streptophyta, Magnoliopsida, Fabales, Fabaceae. The record is from RefSeq and is a predicted model, not a curated record. Gene Ontology annotation, molecular function: serine-type endopeptidase activity.